UUCAUGUCACAAGUUAUCCCAACCUGCCAAAAGCUAUUGGCUUCUAAACGGAGAUUGUUCAGUUUGUCCAAAGUCCACACAGCUCACUUCUCCCAGGCUUACGGGUUUAGGAGCAAGAUGAAGGGUCGUGAUCUGGCCGAGCCACUGUAACGGUCGAAUCAGUUCAAAUGAGAGCGGGAUAGAACGGACAUUUUCAAUCCUGGCAAACGAGAAGGUACUGGGACCACUCAUCGGUAAAGUUGAGUGCUGCGACGAUAGAAGAAACAGCUUGGCUGCUACUGUCAUUGUCGUCUCCGUGAAUCUGGGUGCGAUGGGAGAAGAUGUCUCCCAGAUUGAAGAGAGAGGAAUGCCUGCGAACCAAGCACGACUCCCUCUUCUCCAAAUGGAAGGUUCUUAUUGGACCAUCUGAUUGGGAGGACUACUCCUUAGGAAAAGAUGGAGUAGAAAGGUACAGGAUCCAUAAUAUUCCUAUACAUAGUGCAUGCCCUGGUCUUUAUGAGUUAGGCAUAGCUUCAAAUCCUGGAGGUGAAGAUAAGAGGACUCGCAGGCAUGCUGCAGAGAAUGUUAUUGUUGUGUACCUUGGGCAAGCUGAUAAUGUUAGAACAAGGCUCCAACAAUAUGGCCGUGCAGGAGCUCAUUUGGACCAGAGAAAUUCAAGUACUUCUGCAGAUAAAAUUGAAUUCCCGUUUACUCAGAAUGGACCAGGACUGUUCAAAGAGAUUUUCUCAAGGGGACACUCCAUCAUGUUCAGAUGGGUUCCGAUGACUAGCAAAAAAGAAGCUGAGAAGAAAGAGGCCAGCCUGCUUGAAGUCUUUGACUAUGCCUGGAAUAGACGUGGAAAUGGUGUCUGUCGCCGAGAAGAGGUCCUCUCAAAGUUAGAUAAUGCAGCCAGACCUCUCUCAAAGUUAGAUAAUGCAGCCACCAGCCCAAUCUCAUCUGCCUAUAGAAAGGUACAGCAGUGGAAGCAGACUGUAUUUGAUAAGAAAGCAGGGAUCAAAAUCAAUGGAAGCAUGCCACUUGAUGAAGUGGGAUCAUCUGAAGGUAGGAAAGGUUUUCUCCCAGAUGUGCUCAAGUUUGUUACUUCCCGCCCUCGAUUAGUUCAAGGGGGUGAUGGCAUUCCUGGGGAUCAUGAUAUCUGUGGAGUGGCUAUUGGUGGUGGAUUAGUUUGUAGAAACAAACCAGUUAAAGGAAGAGAAAGGUGUGAAGAGCAUAAAGGAAGGAGGAUUGCUGGCAUUGGUAAAGUAACUAGCGGAGAAGUCACAGCAACCUCAGAGAAAUCAUCUGUGUGUGGUUUUUUUUCGGAAGGCGGUUCUGUUUGUUCCGAACUAGCAAUUCAUGGAAGAAAGAGGUGUGAAUUACACAAAGGCAGAAGGGUUCUUGAAUCUCAUCUACACAUAUCAUCUGAUAGUAAACUCCAAUCUCAUAUGAUGUUGACCAAGAAUAUAACAUCUGCGUAUGAUGUUGACCAGGAAUAUAACAUCUGUGGAGUCGUCUAUUGGGAUGGGUCUAUUUGCAGGAAAAAGCCUGUUUCAGGGCGAAAAAGGUGUGAGCACCAUAAAGGACAGAGAAUUGCUGGAACUAGAUUAUUAACAAGUGAAGAUUGGAUGACAAAAAAAGAAUGUAACCUUGAUGAGCCCUAUGAUAUCUGUGGAGUGGUCAUUGGUGAUGGCUAUGUUUGUAGGAGGAAACCAGUAAUAGGAAGGAAAAGAUGUGAAGAACACAAAGGAAGGAGGGUCACAUCACCUGGGUUAAUGAUAAGCAUGGAGAGCUCUAGAGCGGUGAGCAGAUCAUCAUCUGCAUGUGGUGUUACUUUAAGUAAUGGUUCUAUUUGUAUGAAUUCACCAGUUCCAGGAAGGAAGAGAUGCUCACUACACAAAGGUAGAAGGGUCACCUAAACCCAACUCCAUAAAUAUGUACAAAUAUCCAGUUUGCCAAGUCCAGUUGUUGCUGCUAAGUUUUCACUGAACUCUGAUAUAAAACUUGCAAGAAUGAUAAAUAAUUUGUAACGUGUGUUUGGUUUAGAGAAAUGCAACUUGAAAUGCUGGUGAUUUGUUCUAUUGUAGUCUUUGGUAUUCCAUAUUCAAGCGACUGUCAGAAAGUGGCUGUGUCACUGAUAGUGCAGUUGAAAUAAAAAGGUGCAAUGGAUUUUUCAGUGCUUUUUUUUUU
Messenger RNA from Elaeis guineensis (African oil palm), 2166 nucleotides. The record is from RefSeq and is a predicted model, not a curated record. NCBI's taxonomy places the organism in Eukaryota, Viridiplantae, Streptophyta, Magnoliopsida, Arecales, Arecaceae.